AUGUCAGCAGAGCACAUUGCAAUUGGUCUGGUUGGAUAUCAAAACGGUUACAAAUCAAAGUUGUUGCGUGCAUUUCUAAAUGAUGAGGAACAUGCCUUAGCAUUGUGUAGCAAUGAAGCACAGAUAUUCAAAUGUGCCUCUCCUGAUGCAGCAUGCUACAUAUCAAGAAAGCGUGGACAUGUUGGGUCAGCAUUUUGUGCACAUCCUGGUCAUGAAUCUGAUAGAGUUGUCCUUUCAAAGGAUGUAUCUCUCUUAGAUUUUCCGGGAAUGGGUUUGGAUGAAGCUUUAACCAUUCUACCAUCAACGUCUGCAAACAGUAACAUCGGAGCAUUAUCCACCAGGAUCAGUAAUAUGUGUACUGCAGUAUAUGAGUAUCAUGCUCCUGCUGAAAUGAUAAUUAUGGAUAGCUGUAUCCAUGAAGAUCAGGGUACUGAAAAAACCGUUUUAACUAUACAAGGACGUGUUCUAAAGGGGGUUCUCAAGAAAAAACAGCAGCUAGAAAUUCGUCCUGGAUCAUUUAGUCACGAUGACAAUGGUCAAAUCAUGUGCAAUCCGGUCAUUAUCAAUGUAGCAACUCUAGAUUCAAUUGGUGGUAAUGAUCAGUUGGAGCAAGCAGCCGCUGGUGAUAUGAUUACAGUCAGGAGUAAUAUUGAUUAUGAGCAAAUCGGUGGUAUUGUUGCAGACAUGAGUGGCUUUGUUAUUGGUCAUGUGGAUAGUUUGCCUGAUGUACUCUCAGCACUGAAGCUUAAAGUUAUUCUUCUGCCACUGAUGUUUGACUCGUACACGGAAGAUUUUAAGGAGGUCUCAAUUAUUGAGAAAGGUGAGGUACUGUUGGUGACCGUUGGAAUGUUAUCAGCAGCGGCAGAAGUACGUAAAGUCGUGGAUGAGACUACUGUUGUUGUUACUCUCAAAUCACCCAUCUGUGCAAGGAAAGAAGACAAAGUGCUUCUUCUCAGAUCUGCUAAUGUGUGUUGGCGUUUAAUAGGCCAUGGCCAAAUAGAGGAUGCUACUGUUAUCAAAAUUGGCAAAGCUAUUCAUGGUUAA
Messenger RNA from Triticum turgidum subsp. durum (durum wheat), 1044 nucleotides. The record is from the annotation of a GenBank genome assembly. Lineage: Eukaryota; Viridiplantae; Streptophyta; Magnoliopsida; Poales; Poaceae.